Molecule: messenger RNA, 1377 nt
Organism: Coniosporium apollinis CBS 100218
Lineage: Eukaryota; Fungi; Ascomycota; Dothideomycetes
Exons: 1
Coding region: 1-1377 (458 amino acids)
Source: RefSeq, a predicted model, not a curated record
AUGCCUUCUUCGGACGGCAAGUUAUGGACGGCCAACGUUGCCAACGAUGAGACAAGUAUUGCGGCAGCAUCGCUUAUGCGUGUGCUCGAAGGUGUCGCAGUUGCUACCAAGGCACCUGAUGAACACAUUCAACCAUUAGCCCAGUGGUUGCGACACUACGGAGUCGUCGAAGGCAACGAUUCGCCUCUGGGUAUAACGGCGACCGAUACCGAAAGCGCCCUCGAUCUCGCUCUCCCCUUUGACGAAUGGCGUGCGGCCAUUGCUUCCAGUUCCGAGAACUGCAAUGAAGGUGUCCGGCAGCUCGCCCAAGUUACUCUGGCUGUUGCGUUGCUGCGAGAGAAGGCACGGCGCGGACUGGAUGUUGACACGGCGAGCCUCGAUACAAUCUGGAGUCUGAUCUACGAGGCUAUCAUCAGUGCGCAGGGCACUGAGCUGCAGUUCACUGUUUCCCGCAGUGCGCAGGGAUUCUUGGCUGUCCCGCUAUGCAGUCUACUCAAAGAUGGCCGCAUUGAGGAGCUAUGGCGGUUGCAUACAUGGCUGCCUGAUGAGCAGCGGGGCGUGUCUGAAGAUGUGUGCAUUCAUGCCCACCAGCCAUUUGGACAGAGCUGGAUAUUACUUGGAUGUGGCACAGACUGCGCGUUCGAAGUCGACAGCCCUGACGAUCCCUCUUUGACCACUCAUGCAGCUUACGAAUGUUGCUAUGCCGGCGCAGAUGGCAAGCAGAGUGGGUCGGGAUAUCAGACUCACCAAAUAAGCUCAACAAUCAAGAACACGGGAAGACUUGUGAGAGUCACUCCGGUCAGCCGCGAACCACACUCGCGUGAUAUGACUUAUAUCGUUUCGGGUGGCGCCUACCACCGAUCAAUUGUGUCAGGUAGCAGACUUCAUGCUACGCUUUUCGUCUUCGAUGCGCACCGCGGCUACGAUGAUACCGCUGCCGUGCUCGGCCCGAAGGAUGGUAGUGAGUAUUUACAACCCCGAGAUCCCGCUGGUAUCACGCCCGAAGCCCUUGCACAAAUGGUGGGCGUAACUCGAAAGUGGGAGCAAGCGCAGGGAGUCAAGCGUGAAGGAAACGAUGAGCAUGCUACUGUGAUGGGAUAUUACAGAUUCUUCCGUGGGUUGGGACUGCUGCAGGCUGGGCACCGAGAAGAUGCCUUGUCGUAUUUCAAUCCUACCAAGGGGUGCACACCUACGCAGGCGUUCGCUCGGGAGCCCUCGCAGCAGCAUCGUGAUUACAUCAGGAAGCUCAUUGAAGUAGGGGCUGACUUGGACAUUGUGGAUGAGUCAGGCUACAAAGCAUUGGACUAUGCUGUGCACAACGGAGACACGGAGACCGAAGCACUUAUUCUUGGACGGCCUUCGGCAGCAUUUAGCUGA